Messenger RNA from Mycotypha africana, 1944 nucleotides. Its product is annotated as Noc2p family-domain-containing protein. The coding region runs from base 138 to 1511 and encodes 457 amino acids. The transcript is spliced from 3 exons. Gene Ontology annotation, cellular component: Noc1p-Noc2p complex; nucleoplasm; nucleolus. Lineage: Eukaryota; Fungi; Mucoromycota; Mucoromycetes; Mucorales; Mycotyphaceae. Gene Ontology annotation, biological process: ribosomal large subunit biogenesis. The record is from RefSeq and is a predicted model, not a curated record.
AUUAAUGGUCACAAUUUCCAAAUCUGCAAAUGUGGAAAUUCAUGGUUCAGAAAAGGUAAACUUGCUUUGACAAUCUCACAGAUCAUACCUCAUCCAGGACAUUCUCGUAAAACCAGGAGUACAUUACAAUUUCAAAAAUGGGAAAAGAGAAGAAGUCAACCAUCAAAUUUCAGAAAACUAAGUUAAAAGGUGUCUUAAAACGAAGAAAAGAAGUAAAUAAGUUUAAGCGACAAAUUCAGAACAGGCAAUUACGCCGUAAAGGGAAAAAAGUUGAAGACAAUGGUGGAGAUACUAAUGAAGAGAAGGUUGGAGAGACUGAAGAAGUCGCCGAAGAAAAGCCACAAAUCAAUACAGAAGACUACUUUUGCAACUUUGUAAUUGAUACAGACGAAUCCUUAGAAUUAAGCGAUGACGAAGAUGAUAUGGAAGAAGAUGUCGACCCUACAGAAGAAGUAGUUCAAUUAAAAGAAGACAUUCUAACGGGAAAGACGAAAGAAGAGAAAGAGCCGUUGAUCAAGAAAUUUCUAACCAAAUCUGUUCGAUAUCUUCACGAAUUUCCGGAAGACGAUACAAUUCAGCACAUUUUGGCCACCGUAGAAUCUUAUACAAAAUACUUUGGGCAUUUCCCUACAUUGGCCCGCGAGUAUCUCCGCGUUUUAUUGGAUUGUUGGUCGGAUAUUGCUCUUUUAGAGGAAACCAGAUCUGCCUGUUAUAAAGCCAUGAAAUAUCUCGGUACAGCCGCUGUUGACAGCAACCGUAGAAACUACAUGCCUAAUGUACUGAAAGGUGUAUAUUUAGUAUUCGCCCACCGUGCCACAAACAAGAUUACGGAAACUAGUUUACCGGUAUUGCAACAAAUGUUGGAAGAAGCAGCCGAUAUUUAUAGCAUCGAUUUUCGUCUCAGUCACGAACAUGCUCAUGUCUAUAUCACUCAGUUGGCAGAUCAUUUGAAAAUUGCCAAAAAGCGACAAACAGUAGAAAGCUUCAAGCAGAUUUACACAUGGCAGUAUAUCAGUUGUCUUGAUUUUUGGACGAACGUAAUUUCAGUGACGUGUGACCCCACAGUUAUGGUUAUGGCCAAAGCAGGAGCAGAAUCACCCAUGCAAGCGGUUGUCCAGCCUUUAGUUGAUCUCAUUCUGCUUACCAUCCGUCUGAAUCCUACAGCACAAUUUUUACCCUUACGUAUUCAUCUUCUUCGAACUCUGAUUUCACUUCUUGAUGCAACAGGUAUUUAUGUACCUCUAGCUUCUCAUAUGUUUGAAAUUUUGAACAGUGAUUUGUUCAAAUCCGGUCACAAUUACCCAGCCGUAGACGAUCUGCCCAAGUUGAACUGGGAAUUACAUUUAAAGACACCUAAAGUAUAUAUACAGACAAAAAAUUAUCAAGACAUAGUGUUUGAGACGGCCUACGAUCUGAUAUUGGAUUAUUACGCUUGUCAAGGUUUAUCCAUUGCUUUUCCUGAGCUGGCCAUUCCUGCAGUUCAUAAGGUAAGACAACCAUUGCGAUUAUAAUGAUAUUUUAUUUUUAAUGCUAAAGUAUAAUCCUUGUCGUUAGUUGAAGGAAUUCCUGAACAAAAUAAAAGGAACACGUUUCGCUAAGUCAAUGCGUACGUUAGUGGAAAAGAUGGACCAGCAUAAAAAUUUUAUAGAGCAGAAAAGAUCAAACGUUGAUUAUACCCCCACUAAAUUAGACGAAGUCAAUGCUUUUCUAAGAACUACAGAUUUUGAAAGGACGCCUUUGGGUGCGUUUUUAGCUUCAAGAAGAAAAUAAAGCACCUGGAAGAUUUAAAUAUCGAUCAAUUUGUUGAUAUGAUAGUUGACGAGAUACUGUAUUUUUCCUUGAAAAUUGCAAUGCAAUGGACAUUGUUUGAAGAAAUAAAUCAGCGGUUUUUCAAUUUUACACUUUAAUGCGUGCCUUUAUGCUUAACUUACUAACUUUUUGUUG